GGAGAAUAUAAAUCAGGUGGUCCAAUUAAUUAUCGUACAUGUAAAAGUCACAGACUGUAGGGAUGUUGUAACAUUUAUUUCAUAAUAAUCUCCCUAACUCUAACCAUAAAUAUAUUUAUUGUAUAUUGCCAUGAAUUCACACAAAAUUAAUUGCAUUAGUGCGCUAUUAAAAUAUUAAUCCUAACACUAAUCCUUUUUUAAGGAGUGAUAACAAAUGAGGUUAGCUGUAUGAGUUUUGGUGCCGCUCAUAUUUUUUCUGCAAAAAUUCAAAGCACAGUGAGCAAAAUUCAACAACUCUCUCCGCUUUAUACGUGGCGCUUCUUAUUCUUUCUCCCCUCUUUCCCCACCCUUUUUUUUCAUACACACACAUACACAUAGUUAUACGUAGAUAUUCACUUGUAUCUAUCUAUCUAUACUUUUUUUUUCUUCAAUUAUUUUGUACAUAUUGGAUUUAUACAACAGAUACACGCAGAGGUGAUUGGAACGUAGGAUUUUUGUGGAGAUUGAUUUCAGCUGGGGAUUCAAUCGCGUGCUGUAAACCUGUGCGUCGGAUUACUUGAAUCUGUGGCGAAAUCGUUUUUUUGAGAGAAUCUAGGAAAUUCCAUGUUUGCCUAUGAAGGAGUCCAAAUCAUGGAGGUGGCCGGUGAAGAAACAGAGUAUCUUGUUUGACACGAGAGCACUCGGAUCGAAGAUGAAACAGCUCCCAUUUAUGGUAGCUGUCUGUAUAAUAAUGUUGUUAAUAAUAUAUACAAGUACAAAGUAUCAGUAUCAACAAACAGAGAUGGAUUCAACAUUUUAUCCAUUCUACACAUUUAAGGAAUCAGGCGUGGAUUCAAAAAGUUUGGAUAGUUUGCCUCGUGGAAUCAUCGAAGCAAGGUCAGACCUGGAGUUGAAGCCUUUAUGGACAACAAGCAGUUCCAGAUCAAAGGUUAGUGAUCGGAGCUCUAGUAACUUGCUAGCAAUGCCUGUUGGAGUUAAACAAAAGCAGAAUGUUGAUACUAUUGUUCAAAAGUUUCUUUCAGAAAAUUUCACAAUUAUCUUGUUUCACUACGACGGUAACUUGGAUGGGUGGUGGGACCUGGAAUGGAGUAAGAAAGCUGUACAUAUAGCUGCUCACAACCAAACGAAAUGGUGGUUUGCAAAACGCUUUUUACAUCCAGCUAUUGUAUCUAUGUAUGAUUACAUAUUCCUGUGGGAUGAAGAUUUGGGGGUCGAGAAUUUCCAUCCUGGAAGGUAUCUGGAUAUUGUAAGAUCAGAAGGGUUUGAAAUAUCUCAGCCAGCUUUGGACCCAAAUUCAACUGGUAUACACCACAGGAUCACAGUAAGAAAUAGAAUGAAUAUAUUCCACAGAAGAGUCUACGAAGUCAGAGGUAGUAUUAAGUGCUCGGAUGAUAGCGAGGGGCCUCCAUGCAGUGGUUUUGUGGAAGGUAUGGCUCCUGUAUUUUCGAGAUCUGCAUGGCACUGUGCCUGGCACUUAAUACAGAAUGACCUUGUACAUGGAUGGGGAAUGGACAUGAAACUCGGCUAUUGUGCACAGGGGGAUCGUACAGAAAAGGUGGGAAUAGUUGAUAGUGAAUACAUAGUUCAUCAGAGUAUACAGACACUAGGUGGGGCAUCAGCAACAAAAGUCUCGAAUCAUGAAGAGACUGUUAAGAGGCAUGGUGUGGAUGUGAGAUCAGAGAUAAGAAGGCAAUCAUCAAUAGAACUUCAAAAAUUCAAGGAGCGAUGGGAGCAGGCUGUUAAGGAUGACGAAAACUGGGUUGAUCCGUUUUCAAAGGAUUAAUUAGCUUAUACUAGAGGUGUAUUUACACCCUUUUUUUGAAAUUUUUGCAGCUAUAACUACAAACUACUGAACAUGUCAUAUAGUCUUUCUUUGUACUAAUUUGGGACAAUCUUCAUUUUUUUAAUUUUAUUUUGGUUUGUGGGUUGUAAGUAGCGUAAAUCGGAGAUGGAUUUGUUAGGGUUUGCGGUAUCAGAGAGAGAGAGAGAGAGAGGGAGAUUGGAGAAAGAGAGGAAUUGUAUAUUGAACUGUAAAACUCAGAUUACACAAAUGUUUUUUGCUGCUUAACUAACCAACACGUUGAUCA
Molecule: messenger RNA, 2087 nt
Organism: Erythranthe guttata (spotted monkey flower)
Lineage: Eukaryota; Viridiplantae; Streptophyta; Magnoliopsida; Lamiales; Phrymaceae
Source: RefSeq, a predicted model, not a curated record